GCUCACAACCGACUAUGCUCAUAUAGUUGAAUGUCUGUGAUUUAGGCUUUCAAUAUUCUCGUCUGUAUUAAGACUGCCGAUAUCAACGAAAAAAAGGUAUAAGAAAACAGCUGUCAGACUGAAUUGUAGCGUCAACAAGUAAAGUAAUUAUUCGAUUAUAUCGUCAUUGAAUUUAACUGUGUGAUUAAAAAAAAAAAUUAUCAAAAAAGACCAAAAUGGACCCGGGACCAAGCCUUGCGAAAUAUAUGCUAUUCUUUUUUAAUUUACUGUUUGCGGUACUUGGCGUCGCAAUGGUAGUGAUUGGUGUGAUUAUUCGUACCAAACUGGUGAACUAUCAUGAUUUCAUUGAAUACGAUUUGUCGCCAUAUCCGAUUCUUUUGAUUGGCGUCGGUUGUGUUGUAUUCUUUAUUGCGUAUUUGGGUUGUUGCGGUGCUAUCAAGGAAAAUUCAUGUAUGCUUUGUCUCUACGCAAUUAUUUUGAUUAUAAUCGUCGGUGUCGAAAUCGGUUUCGUUGUUGCUGCAAACGCAAAAAAAGAUGCAUUGGAAGAAAUCGUUGACAAGCGUCUAAAAUUCACCAUAAAUUCCAUUGCAAACCAUACGGAUUCGAGUGUGGCGUACUAUGAAUCUUGGCAUUUACUUCAAACAGAGUUGAAAUGUUGUGGGAUUGUUGGGCCAGAAGACUGGAAAAAUGUGUUGCCAAAAGUUGAACUACCCGGUUCAUGUUGCCAAAAGGCGGCAAACGAUACUACAUGCACCGUGAAUACCGCUUCGAAAACUGGUUGUAAAGCAGCUAUCAUCGACUUUUUGAACAGUAAUAUAGUGACGGUAAUUGGUGUUGCUAUUGUCGUUGCUGUUGUUCAGCUUGACAUUUUAGGCAACGAUUCAGAACAUUUAUUCAACAAAAACUUAUAUAAAUCAUUCAAACAAGUGGUAAUUGAUUUUCAAGCCAGCAAAAUGGAUCUGGGAGUAACUUUUACAAAAUAUGUUGUGUUCUUUUUCAAUUUCUUAUUUGCCAUAAUUGGCAUUGGAAUGGUUGUAACUGGUUUUAUAGUUCGCACAAAAUUUAUCGACUAUCAUGAUUUCAUCGAAUACGACCUCACGCCAUACCCAAUUUUAUUGAUUGUCGUUGGUUUUGUUGUGUUUCUUAUCGCAUUUUUCGGUUGUUGCGGAGCUAUUAAAGAGAAUACAUGCAUGCUAUUUUUGUAUUCGCUUAUUAUGAUUAUGAUUGUUCUGUUCCAAAUUGGUAUUGUUGUUGCUGCUUUAUCGAAAAAAGGCGAUUUAGAACAAAUUGUCGACAAGCGUCUCCUUGAUACACUUAAAAAAUCAAAAGACAACUCGAAACUCUUGAAAUCUUGGGAUUUGCUUCAAAAUGAGCUACACUGUUGCGGUGUCUCUAGCAUGAAUGACUGGAGUGGUGUUAUAGACUCAGACCCUACCAUAAUGCCAGGAUCAUGUUGCCACAAAGGCAUCGAUGACAAGACAUGCAGAAUACAGGAUGUCAAAUAUCCCGGCUGUAAAACAGCUUUUCUGGAUUAUUUGAACAACAAUAUGUACACCGUGGCUAUUUUUGCAAUUGUCGCUGCUUUGGUUCAGGUGCUCGCAAUUAUAUUCUCUUGUUGUUUGUACUCGGUGUACCGACGAGGUACUCGUUCUUAUUCCUACUAAACAAGCACACAACAUUUCAACAUGAGAAUUUGAAAAGAAAAAUUCAAAUGUGUUUUAAGAUCAGUAGAGUUACCGAUUUUGAUUUAUUUAUUUAACAGAUGAAUAAAUUUCGAUUCAUCUCGAAACUACAAUCAUAUUUCGAGAUAAACUAUAUUUUAUAUAUAUAGAUAUAAAUAAAAAUUGAACAAAGAAUGCAAUCAUAUAUUCUUAUAAUCCCAUCAAUGAAUCAGCUUGGCUUCGAUAAAUGACUCAGUUUUGUUUUUUGAAAUUAUUAAUACACUUUAUCUACGUAUAAGUUCUAAUCUCUCGUCAACUUAAUGAGUGUAGGCGCACACUAAAUAUAAACCAAUUGUAAAAUUUUACACUGAAUUUAUUUUUAUUUGUUUGUUUUUUUAUCUUUUUUUGUUUAUUUUCCUUUGUGUCGGUGCGGUGUUGUGAUUAUAUGACCGACAUAGUACGAACGAUUUAUCUCUCGAUUAUUGUUUUGAACAAUUGACAUUUUUUUGAAUGAAAAUUGAAGAGUUGCAAUCUCAAUGUCCAUUUUAUACUGUAGAUAAGAAGUAUUCAUUUCACCAAAUUGACCAAUAUCAAUAAACUUAUAUUAAUGUAAUAAA
This is a messenger RNA of Contarinia nasturtii (swede midge), 2278 nucleotides long. RefSeq lists its product as uncharacterized. Gene Ontology annotation, cellular component: membrane. The transcript is spliced from 13 exons. NCBI's taxonomy places the organism in Eukaryota, Metazoa, Arthropoda, Insecta, Diptera, Cecidomyiidae. The record is from RefSeq and is a predicted model, not a curated record. The coding region runs from base 216 to 1664 and encodes 482 amino acids.